Aspergillus aculeatinus CBS 121060 is the source of this 591-nucleotide messenger RNA. RefSeq lists its product as uncharacterized. Bases 1 to 591 code for a protein of 196 amino acids. The record is from RefSeq and is a predicted model, not a curated record. Lineage: Eukaryota; Fungi; Ascomycota; Eurotiomycetes; Eurotiales; Aspergillaceae. The transcript has 3 exons.
AUGCUCGACCGAGCCAAAUCAGUCUUUCCCAGAUAUCCCAACAACGAGGCCGGGGGAAUGAUGGCGGUCCUUGAAUUCUUGGCAGCUCAAGGGGUGCCUUUGGGCCCGUUCAGGCUAUCAACUCAAUCCAAGCAUUACUUCUCCGAGGGCAGCCGCAGGUUUCCCAAGGUUAAGCUUAUUUAUCUCGUGACCGAAAAACCAAUCGAGCCCAUCGAGUGGCUGCUUCGGAACCACAAAAGUUCGCCUGUGAAGGUCACGGGUGAGGGCACAUUUAUCUGGAAUGGCUGGCUCGAGUUCGAGUUUCGGAGCUCCAGAGAAGAUACGCGAGGUAGGGAAAGCCGUGUCGUUGUGGAGUAUGGAUCGAAGAUUGCCCGCAAGCCCCAGCAGCCGGAUACUGUUACCUUCGGCUUCUGGGGUAAGGUCACCGGCAUACACCCGACUAACCAUUACGGAAUGCUCGCCGUCAUGCUAUGUGUGACUUGCGGCCUCGCCCUGUUGUACUAUCUGGUCCAACUGUCACUUCCUUACUCGCCUCCGAAGUCCAACUGGCAGAAGUUUCUAGAAGGGUGCAAGGCCUUGUUCGGCUAUUGA